AUGCGGACGGAGGCACCUGUAACACCCAUCACCAUGGCAUCGAACCUCCCCCGUGAUUGCUGCGCCAAGACCUUUCUGCAUUCUGGUACUCCUACCGGCAAGCUCGAGACGCUAGACGGCGUUCUCACCUACGUUACCGGCGACAAGUCGUCCAAAAACGUUAUUAUUUUCUACACCGACGUGUUUGGCCCCGUGUACAAGAACUCUCAGCUUCUUGCUGAUAUGUACGCUCAGGAGGGUUACUUUGUAGUUGUUCCUGAUCUUUUCGAUGGCGACUACGUCCCGCAGAAUCUCGAGGGCUUCGACUGGGGCGCCUACAUGUACAAGCACCGCCCCGAAGUUGUGCAGGCCAUUACCGAGAAGACGUGGAAUUGGAUCAAAGCCAACACAUCUGCUAGCUUUGUCGGUACGUUGGGCUACUGCUUUGGCGCCAGAUCUGCUGUGCGGGACAUUGGCAACGGCAGGGCCGAUUCUUCGUCGAUUUUCCACCCGUCCUUUGUGACAAUCGAGGAGAUUGCCGCCAUCAAGGCUCCAUUGCUCAUCAGCGCUGCCGAGACCGAUGAGAUUUACACCGUCGAGUUGCGUCAAAAGACUGAGGAAAAGCUCCGGGAGAUCGGUGCACGCUACGUCCAAACUGUUUACUCCAAUACCAGCCACGGCUUUGCUUGCCGUGGUGACCCAUCUGACAAGCUGGCCAUGGCUGCUAUGGAGAAGGCAUUCUGGGACACCUGCUGGUGGUUCAGUUCUGCUCGCAAGUUCAAGAACAUGCUUUAA
Molecule: messenger RNA, 774 nt
Organism: Wickerhamiella sorbophila
Lineage: Eukaryota; Fungi; Ascomycota; Dipodascomycetes; Dipodascales; Trichomonascaceae
Product: Protein AIM2
Exons: 1
Coding region: 1-774 (257 amino acids)
Molecular function (GO): hydrolase activity
Source: RefSeq, a predicted model, not a curated record